Molecule: messenger RNA, 1170 nt
Organism: Protobothrops mucrosquamatus (brown spotted pit viper)
Lineage: Eukaryota; Metazoa; Chordata; Lepidosauria; Squamata; Viperidae
Gene: TIMM50
Product: translocase of inner mitochondrial membrane 50
Exons: 12
Coding region: 1-1170 (389 amino acids)
Molecular function (GO): phosphoprotein phosphatase activity
Source: RefSeq, a predicted model, not a curated record
AUGGCCGCGGUGGUGGCGGCCGCUCGUGUCCUGUCUGAGGCGGCGCUGACGGGCGGGCGGCGGGCGCUGCGGGGCGGCGGCGGCUCCUGCUGCCGGCGGUGGAAGCGGGGCGGCGCCUGGGCGCUGCCCGGCCGGACGUGGAGCUCAGGGGCUCCGCCGGGGGUCCCUCCGUCGGCAAGCGCGGCCGGACCGAGGCUGACCGGAGCCGUCCUGAAGGAGCAGAAGUCAACGGGAGAAGAAGAUGGGAAAGGCUCCAAUAAUCAACAAGAGAAGACGAAAAAGCAGAACCCUGCCUAUACCAAGAGAUUGUUGCAGAUAAUAGGCCUUCUCGGAGCUGGCAAUGGCGUAGCAAUUAUCUACAUCUUUGGCCGUAAUUCAGUGGAUGAAAACGGUGCGAAGAUUCCUGAUGAAUUUGAUGAUGAUGUGGUGAUUAUUCAACAGCUGCGAAGGUCCUACAAGUAUUUCAAAGAUUAUAGCCAGAUGAUCAUGGAGCCCACCAGCCCUAAAUUGCUGCCAGAUCCCUUGAAGGAACCGUAUUACCAGCCGCCUUAUACCCUGGUUAUUGAACUCACCGAUGUCCUGCUGCACCCUGAAUGGUCGUUAGUGACCGGCUGGCGCUUCAAAAAGAGGCCGGGCAUCGACAACCUCUUCCAACAGUUGGCUCCGCUCUACGAAAUCGUCAUCUUCACCUCCGAGACAGGCAUGACAGCUUUUCCCCUCAUUGACAGCGUCGAUCCCCACGGCUUCAUCUCCUACCGGCUCUUCCGAGACGCCACUCGCUACAUGGACGGGCAUCAUGUUAAGGACAUCUCCUGCCUGAACAGGGACCCGGCCAAGGUGGUGGUGGUGGACUGCAAGAAGGAGGCCUUCCACCUGCAGCCCUUCAACGGCCUGGCCCUCAAGAAGUGGGACGGGAACUCCGACGACCGCACCCUCUUCGACCUCUCGGCUUUCCUCAAAACCGUUGCCCUGAGCGGAGUGGAAGACGUUCGCUCCGUGCUGGAAAACUAUUCCCUGGAGGAAGAUCCGCUGGAGGCUUUCAAACGCAGGCAGUCCCAGCUGGAGCAGGAAGAACAGCAGCGUCUCUCCGACCUGACCCAGCACAAGAAGCAGCAGCUCUUCCUGGGCUCGCUGGCCAGCCGGCUGUGGCCUCGCUCCAAGCAGCAGUGA